CAUGGGCACUUGGUUUAAUUUCUAGAAGAUAGACACAAUAAAAGAUAUCAUGCUGAAGGAACUUUGUCUGCUACUUUGCGCCACUUACGUGGCUGCAACCUUCAGCACAGGUUACCCCUCCUAUCCCACCAAUCAAUACCAGCCCUAUCCCUCUUCUGGAGGAUCUAGAUACGUAGUUUACCUCCAAUAUCUGUACUACCUGUACGUAACCUAUGGACCAACCUCUGUCCAGUACCGUCAGCUCUACUACUACCUGAUCCGACUCCACGUCAUUCCUUCAGGAUUCAACUUUGGGGGCUCUCCUGGUGGGUUUCCAUUAGGAGGUUCCACUGGAGGAUUCCCAAUCGGCGGUGGUAUUGGAGGACUUCCAUUUGGAGGAUCUGGCUCCCCAUUUGGAGGAAGUGGAUUGGGAGGUGGAUUCCCAAUUGGAGGCGGUAGUCUUGGUAGUGGUUUACCUAUUGGAGGAUCAAGUUUCCCAAUUGGAGGCGGUAGUCCAGGAAGCAGUUUUCCAAUCGGUGGUGGAAUAAGUGGUCUUCCUAUUGGAGGAUCUGGCUUUCCAUUAGGCGGAAGUGGUUUGGGAGGCAGACUUCCAAUUGGAGGCGGUAGUCUUGGGAGUGGUUUACCUAUUGGAGGAUCAAGUUUCCCAAUUGGAGGCGGUAGUCCAGGAAGCAGUUUUCCAAUCGGUGGUGGAAUAAGUGGUCUUCCUAUUGGAGGAUCUGGCUUUCCAUUAGGCGGAAGUGGUUUUGGAGGCGGACUUCCAAUUGGAGGCGGUAGUCUUGGGAGUGGUUUACCCAUUGGAGGAUCAAGUUUCCCAAUUGGAGGCGGUAGUCCAGGAAGCAGUUUUCCCAUCGGUGGUGGAAUAAGUGGUCUUCCUAUUGGAGGAUCUGGCUUUCCAUUAGGAGGAAGUGGUUUAGGAGGGGGUCUUGGCGGAUUUCCAUCAAAUGGUGGUUCUUUAAGCUUCUCUAGCAGUGGUUCUAGCUUUCAAUCUGGUAGCUCUGGAUUCCCAAGUGGAGGAUCCCCAAUUUCCGGUGGAUUCCCAGGAUCAUCCGGUCUGAGUGGAUUCCCUAACGGACUUUCUGGCCUAACAUCUGGACUUAGUGGAUUAGGUGGUUUAGAUAACGGAUUCCCAGGAAGUUUUGGUCCAAGCAGAGGUCAUGGCGGAUACAAACAAAAAGGUGGAGUUUACUAAGAAGUGGACUUUAAUUGCUGAACGUGGACACAACAAAUGAAUGUUUGACUUUUGAUAUGUAAAUAAUUAUGUGUGAUGGUUACGGAAUAAAUAGCAGACGCCCCAAAA
Molecule: messenger RNA, 1297 nt
Organism: Magallana angulata
Lineage: Eukaryota; Metazoa; Mollusca; Bivalvia; Ostreida; Ostreidae
Exons: 4
Coding region: 50-1189 (379 amino acids)
Source: RefSeq, a predicted model, not a curated record